Messenger RNA from Cyclopterus lumpus (lumpfish), 2152 nucleotides. RefSeq names its product neurensin 1-like (gene nrsn1l). The transcript has 4 exons. The coding region runs from base 122 to 751 and encodes 209 amino acids. Gene Ontology annotation, biological process: nervous system development. Gene Ontology annotation, cellular component: neuron projection; transport vesicle; neuronal cell body. NCBI's taxonomy places the organism in Eukaryota, Metazoa, Chordata, Actinopteri, Perciformes, Cyclopteridae. The record is from RefSeq and is a predicted model, not a curated record.
CACCACGGAUGCGCAGUGAGGAGACCCGAGCCAAAAGGGGGUAAGACGCGCGUGUCCGCCACCGGUUGAACUCGCGUGGAAACAGGAAGGGCUGCAGGUGUACAAGGUGCGUGAGGGUGCGAUGGCGCUGUGCUCCGAGGCCCGUGUCUCCGGCUCAGGAGGAGAAUCCUCCGGGAGUGAGGCGGGUUCCGGCUGUCUUCGCUUCGGCGUUCGUUCCUACCUGCACCACUUCUACGAGGAGUGCUCGUCCUCCUCCGUGUGGGAGAGAGACCCGGAGGACAAGGGGUUCGUCCGGAGGCGGAGGUCAACCCUGUGGAGGAACUCGGUAGUCUGGAAGGUGUACCUGGCUCUGGGUCUGCUGACCCUGACUGCGGGCAUUGCCGUCCUGUCCGUCGGUUACUCCACUCCCCACAGGAUGGAGUCGUUCGGAGAGGGCGACCUGUUCUUCGUGGACGCCCACGCCGUGAGCUUCAACAGGGGGCUGCACCUCGGCACCGCAGCGGGGAUCGGGCUCUCCUGCCUCGGAUCGGCGCUGGCGGCGGUGGGGGUCGUCGCUCUGAUUCUCGCCAGGGCCAAUUUGAAAGAGAUGCUGUUCCACACACCGGGGGAGAGGGAUCGGAGAGGAGAGCCUGGGUCGAAAUGGAGGGGAUUUAGGGAUCCCGGGGAUGUGGUCACUAAGCCUCCAGGCACAGAAGAGGGCACGAUACCCCUAUCUCUGUCCAAAGUGGAACACGUGCAGUCCACUUCUUAAAUCCCCGCUGAGCUCGAGGGUGUGUACCGGCUUUUUUGUUCUAAACCUGAGGCCUCCUCAUUUACCGUGUCUCAUUAUUGGUGUUGAAGGAGUGCCAUUUUUUUUUAGCAUGCAUCAUUUUUAGCGUUCCAACGGAGAUUUUGUCGACCUGGAUGUUACAGUUAGACGUAAAGAUCUGGACACCAGGAUUAAAAAUAGGGAAAAUCACUUAAUUCCCGUGGAAUCGCCGUGUUAGCUGACCAUUAGCUGACCACCGUUAGCUGACCGUUAGCUGACUACCGUUAGCUGACCGUUAGCUGACCACCAUUAGCUGACCACCGUUAGCUGACCACCGUUAGCUGACUACCGUUAGCUGACCAUUAGCUGAUCACCGUUAGCUGACUGUUAGCUGACCACCGUUAGCUGACCGUUAGCUGACCACCGUUAGCGGACCGUUAGCAGGCUCUCUGUCUCGGAGAGCUCGAUGUUCCUCGUUCAAUACCUUUAUACUGUAUGAGAACACAAGCCGACAGAACAGUCGAGAGAAAAGGAAAUCGAUUAUGACCGACUAGCUAGGUCUACUUUCAACACGUGUAUGGUUUUAAAAGCACAACUCGAUCUGAAUAGAUCUUUUAAUUAAUCCCAAUUUAAAUGUAUAAAGAGACCUUGUCGCUCUAUUUAUCACCUUGUAUUACGAGUCAUGUCCACACUCAAAGAGAGCAGAACCUCUAAUGAAAACAAAGUUUUUACUUCCCACUUUGGGAUUUGCAGCAACUGUUUUAUUUAUUUUUAAAUAGUAGCGUAAUUGUUCCACACAGUUAGACAACGUGGUGUCUCACACACAUGCGUUUAGCCUACACACAAAGUACAGGAGAUUCAGAACGCUGCUCACGUGGAGAAGAAAGGGAGAAAAAAAAACAUUAUUAAUUCCGUUACCACAUUUUCACAUAGCUCCACUAAUGCUCAACCUGCUGCAUUCAACAUGUGCAGUGACCCACCCACACACACACACACACACACAUACACACACACAGCCAUGCUCCAUUGACAAUAUCAUCUAUUUUCUCCCACUGUAAUCUUGUGCUCUGUAAUUGCCUGUGAUGUGUCUCUAGGCAACAGUUGGGCUACAAGUGCUCCAUUCCCAACUAUACCAACAAAGGCUCUGUUCUGAUUGGCCGAGCGCUCGCCCUCUCUUCAUUUUGUCACAACCAAUCGGAGCUUUUUGAGAGGCCACCUGUUUGAUUAGGUCCAAAUAGCUUGAAUAAUAGAGAGUACAAAGAGAAAAGAAAUGGGAAAAUAUAAAUGAGAUAUAGAAUAAUCACGAUGUCCUGAUUGGGCUAACUGCACUGAUUCCACUGGAUGUUAUUAAUGUGUCAUUGUUCUGUUGUGUUAUUGGUUUUGAUAACGAUAAUGAGCAUCAAG